Messenger RNA from Daldinia caldariorum, 2106 nucleotides. Its product is annotated as Alpha/Beta hydrolase protein. Gene Ontology annotation, biological process: proteolysis. NCBI's taxonomy places the organism in Eukaryota, Fungi, Ascomycota, Sordariomycetes, Xylariales, Hypoxylaceae. The record is from RefSeq and is a predicted model, not a curated record. Gene Ontology annotation, molecular function: serine-type peptidase activity. Bases 214 to 1437 code for a protein of 407 amino acids. The transcript is spliced from 2 exons.
CGAAGCUAUCCUUAACCUUACCUUAUCUAUGUGCAAGAUAACUGAAUAGUUGUUACACGUAUAGGUACCUAACCUACCUAAACUAAUAACAAAUGCGCUUCUAAUAAAAGCAUCUGGAUUCAUCAUUAUAAUUGUCCCAAAUUCUCGUCAGCUGGCUCUUUUAUGAGUCCAACAUGAUGUAUUGUCUUGUUAUACGUCCGAGGAGACUAGACGAUGCCACCGCAACCGAGCUUGAGCUUCACGCUCCCUAGUAUCCACGAUAAUACGAAGCUCGACUGUCGCAUCUACCAGCCGUAUCACUCGAACCCCUCGAACCCCUCAAUCCCGCCUUAUUCAUCAUCCUCUGAUCCGUCAUGGCCUAGACAUGCUGCGGUGGUAGCCCACCCGUACGCGCCGUUGGGAGGAUCCUACGAUGAUCCUGUUGUACAUCUCGUGGCUAGUACAUUGCUUGACCUUGGUUUCGUUGUCGCGACAUUCAAUUUUAGGGGCGCUUCCUCCUCCAGCGGUCGCACGUCGUGGACGUCCAAGCCUGAACGAGCCGACUACAUGUCGGUCACCGGUUUUCUCGUUUAUUAUAUGCACUACUUGACUGCGCCCCAGAACCAUGCCCGCUCUAUCGAAGAAGACAAUAAUUCACCCCCAAUUCUGCUAUUUGCUGGAUACUCUUACGGCGCCAUGGUGACGCUCCAACUCCCCCCUAUUGACUCCUUUCUGUCACACUUCGCCUCGCCUGCCACCCAUACCGCAUUCGCAGACAUUCGACUACGGGCACAACAUCUAGCUGAAGAACAGAGCACCAUGUCUGCCGAUCCCGCCUCGCCGAGAAAGUCUCUAGGCAUGCGUUUCGGUGGUGAUGAGGAUUUAUCGCCAAGAUCUCGCGGGAAACAUAGAGCACACUCUCCAGACCCAGAAGAGAAGAUACGGAGAGGCGUCAAAGACAUAUUGUCUCGGAGUAAGUUCAUACAUCGGAGACAUCACUCACCAUCAGCCGAUCGGGGGACAGAAAGGAAUAUUGAAGUUCCAUGUUUAGAGAAUGUCGACAACUUGAUCAGAUUCCGUCCGGCUUAUCUGUUAGUGUCACCUCCUCUGGGCUUCGUCACGAACUUGGCGACUAUGUCCUUUUCAAAUCUCUGGCCCAAAAAGAGGAAAGACGGACGUACCAAAAAUCUCGAAGACUAUACGAAGAGGGAAGAGAGUGAGGUUGAGACUGAGGCGAAACUGACUGCAAACCCUACUCUUGUUAUAUACGGGGAUCAUGAUAGUUUUCUAUCUAUCAGGAAAAUGCGUGAUUGGGCUACGAAGCUAAGCAACGUCGAAGGAUCUCGGUUCCGCUACGUAGAGGUCUUAACUGCCGGGCAUUUCUGGAUAGAACAUGGUGUCUCACAGGAGCUUAGGGAGGCGGUUUACUCUUUUUCAGCUGGACUGGUGAAGAGCUGACAACUGUCGGAUGCCGGGAAUAUGACACGGAUCUGUUAUCUCUCCUAAGGUCUUGAUAGUAAUCCUAAAAGAAGCACCUGUUACUUACCAGGAUACAGAUAAGAUCAUUAUUUCAAGUACCAAAUAUUACCUAGGUAUUUUGCUCCUAGUUGUGUAAAUCUGUAACCUACCUACCUAGGUACGGUGUAGGUAGGGUAGUCAUUUAAAUUACCUGGGAAGUUCUUGGUACGUCACUUCUUAUGUAUGUAGUACUACAAUAUGGGGCUGGAGGGGUGGGUAUUUGGCAUGGUGUCUACAAGACUUGUAGGGCGUGAACAUAAUUUCGUCUAUGCACGGCUGAGAUAGCUGUCCUCUAUAUGGUUGGCUGAUUGCAUGCACAUUAAUACUCCUAGGGUGGCUAUACUAUCUAUAUUGUACGUACCUAAUGAGGAUAUCUAAGCAACCACACCUAGGUAGGUAUGUAAUCCAUUCUGAAUAGACUAACGAUUCAGGGAAAGAGUACCUAAGCUUUUAAAAUAUCGCCACCACCGAUAGUCAUUAUCACCAACGGUAAUUACGGCCACCAGGCCAUUGGAUAUUACACACAAUAUGGUAUCAGACGAUAUUACUGUAUUACUGUUCUAACGUAAGUACCUAUGUCAUAAAAAAUACAGGGCUUCGAAUACUAUU